Nicotiana tabacum (common tobacco) is the source of this 333-nucleotide messenger RNA. Lineage: Eukaryota; Viridiplantae; Streptophyta; Magnoliopsida; Solanales; Solanaceae. The record is from RefSeq and is a predicted model, not a curated record.
AUGGAUGAAUUGACAAGGAACAUUAAAGGGGAGAUGCCAUGGUGCAUGCUAUUUGCAAACCGUGUAGUACUUAUUGACGAGACGAAAGGUGGUGUUAACUAUAGGAUGGAGGUUUGGAGACAAAUCCUAGAGUCUAAAAGUUUCCGGUUGAGCAAGACAAAAAUAGAAUACUUGGAAUGCAAGUUCAGUGACGUAGCUCAUCAGGAUGACAUGGAAGUGAGGCUUGAUACACAAGCCAUCCCCAAGAGAGGAAGUUUCACGUAUCUUAGGUCUAUAAUCCAAGGUACUGGGGAGAUUGACGAUGAUGUCACACAUCGCAUUGGAGCGGAGUAG